GCAACGCGAGCCCAGCAGGGGGCACGGGCAGAAGCCGCUCGACGACGAAAUGGCGGUCGAUAAGGACCUGCUGGAGUUGGAUCUGUACGGCCUGCUGGGGGUCGGCGAGAAGGUGUCGGAGAAGGAGAUUAAGAAAGCGUACCGCCAGAAGGCCCUGACUUGUCACCCAGAUAAGAACCCAGAUAAUCCCCAAGCAGCGGAAGUCUUCCACCAGCUGUCUCAGGCCUUAGCUGUUCUGACAGAUGCAGCAGCAAGGGUGGCAUAUGACAAAGUGAGAAAAGCCAAAAAGCAAGCAGCAGAAAGGACACAAAAGCUUGAUGAGAAGCGAAAGAAAGUAAAGCUUGAUCUUGAAGCCAGGGAACGGGAAGCCCGGAUCUGUGACAAUAAAGAGGAGGAGAUCCGGAUAACAAGGACCUUAGAACAAGAAAUAAUACGGUUGCGUGAAGAAGGCUCUCGUCAGCUUGAAGAGCAGCAGAGACUCAUUCGAGAACAGAUCCAACUUGAAAGACAGCAGCGCAUCCAAGGUGAAAUAGGCAACCAAGUAGGAAAUGGAGCAGAAGGCAAAAUAACUCCCAAACUCAAACUAAAAUGGAAAUGCAGGAAAGAAGAUGAGACAGGAGGGGGAUAUUCAAAGGAAGUUUUACUGCGGAUGCUGCAGAAGUAUGGCGACGUGCUAAAUUUGUUGAUCUCCCGUAGGAAGGUUGGAAGUGCAGUUGUGGAAUUUGCUACUGUUAAAGCUGCUGAAAUGGCUGUGAAGAAUGAAGUUGGCCUGACAGAUAAUCCUCUAAAGAUUUCCUGGCUGGAAGGCCAGCCCCAGAGCAAUCCCAGCUGUGUCCUUUCUGACAGCAGUGGUCGGCCUAGGACUUCACAGUUGUUUUCUGCUCCUAGGCAUCUGUGGUCUCCGAGCGGGAUUAUGAGAGCCUGGUGAUGAUGCGGAUGCGCCAGGCAGCAGAGAGGCAGCAGCUGAUUGCACAGCUCAAGCAGGAAGAUGAGGAAGUCUCACACCUAGCUUGAAAGUAUGGAUUCUCCCCACCCCAUCGUUCUUCAUUUCCAAAGCUGUUUCUUAACUAAGGCAAUAAAACUCCUUUUUUUAAAAACUA
Tympanuchus pallidicinctus (lesser prairie-chicken) is the source of this 1100-nucleotide messenger RNA. It is a transcript of the gene DNAJC17, whose product is annotated as DnaJ heat shock protein family (Hsp40) member C17. Gene Ontology annotation, molecular function: RNA binding. The record is from RefSeq and is a predicted model, not a curated record. NCBI's taxonomy places the organism in Eukaryota, Metazoa, Chordata, Aves, Galliformes, Phasianidae. The coding region runs from base 50 to 928 and encodes 292 amino acids. Gene Ontology annotation, biological process: spliceosomal complex disassembly. Gene Ontology annotation, cellular component: spliceosomal complex. The transcript has 11 exons.